This is a messenger RNA of Quercus robur (English oak), 1341 nucleotides long. RefSeq lists its product as uncharacterized. The transcript has 3 exons. NCBI's taxonomy places the organism in Eukaryota, Viridiplantae, Streptophyta, Magnoliopsida, Fagales, Fagaceae. Gene Ontology annotation, molecular function: protein dimerization activity. Bases 1 to 1341 code for a protein of 446 amino acids. The record is from RefSeq and is a predicted model, not a curated record.
AUGGUAUUUGUAAAAUUAGUUGAUGCCUCAAAGAUUGUGAAGAGUACCAGAAACUUGUUUAAAUUGUUUGAUGAAAUAGUUACAUGGGUUGGUCCAAAAAACAUAGUUCACAUGAUUAAUAAUAAUGCUUCCAAUUAUGAAUUUGCUGGUAAAUUGUUGUGUGAAAAGUAUAAAACUAUUAGUUGGUCUCGUUGUGCAGCACAUUGCAUGAAUCUUGUGCUGCAAGAUAUGGGAGACAUGUCUCAUGUGGAUAGUCUCAAAAAACGUGCAUCCAAAGUUACAGUUUUUAUUUAUAAUCAUGUGGCUUUGAUUGCUUGGUUGAGGAAUAAACCUGGUUGGACAGAUAUUGUACGUCCGGGAGCAACAAGAUUUGCUACUACUUUCCUUUCAUUUGGAAGCAUUCAUGUGCAUAAGCAUGACUUGCAAGCCUUAGUGACUAGCAAGUUCUUUGUGGACAAUAGAUUGGCAAGAGAGUCAAAGGAAAAAGAAGCAGUUUCUAUCAUCUUGGAUAAUUCUUUUUGGGAUGAUAUUAAUGUUCUUGUCAAGAUUUCAUCGCCACUUAUUUGUUUGUUACGGAUUGUUGAUUCUAAUCAAAGGCUUGCAAUAGGAUAUGUGUAUGAGGGCAUGUAUAGAGCACGAUUGGGAAUCAAGAAGAUCUUCCGAAUGAGGAAGCACUUGUACAAGCCAUACACCUCAAUUAUAAAAAACCGUUGGGACAAACAUUUGCGUAAAGAUCUUCAUGCUGCUGCAUAUUGGUUAAAUCCCACUUUUCAAUAUGAUGAGGAGAAUUUUUUGUUGGAAACCAGCAGUGAAAAUAUGGCUGUUUUGGACUACAUUGGGAAAAAAUAUGAUGGUGACCAAGAAAAGGUAAUAAAGGAAACCCAAUAUUUUAGAGACCAUAUUGGGAGCUUUGAUAGAGAUCUUGCAUUGUCAACAAGCAAGACCACUCAUCCAGAUGAAUGGUGGAAGUUGUGGGGUGCUGAUGCUCCAAACUUGCAAAAAUUGACAAUUAGGAUCCUUAGCCAAACUUUCGCCUCUUCUAGAUGUGAGCGUUGUUGGAGUUUAUUUGACCAAAUACAUUCUAAGAGGAGAAAUAGGUUGGAGCAUCAAAGGCUCAAUAAUCUUGUGUUUGUUCAUCAUAACUUGCGAUUGAGACAUAUGCUUUACAACAAAAUGUUUAAUUUUGACCCCAUUGAUUAUGCAAGUAUUGACAAAACUGAUUUUUGGGUAUUUGUGGAAGAGGAAGACUCAUAUCUUAAUUAUGAAGAGUUGGAGAAUGCAAUUUAUGAAGAGGGUGCAUAUCCAGCAAGUGCAGAGCCUUCUUCUAAUAUUGAAGGUUAG